This is a messenger RNA of Rotaria sordida, 309 nucleotides long. The record is from the annotation of a GenBank genome assembly. NCBI's taxonomy places the organism in Eukaryota, Metazoa, Rotifera, Eurotatoria, Philodinida, Philodinidae.
AUGGUUGUUUUUCAUUGUGGUAGUUGUGGUGAAGCACUUAAAAAAAAUCAAGUCGAUAAACAUAUAGCAAGUACAUGUCGACGAGUGCCAACACUCUUUUGUAUAGAUUGUGGAAAAGAUUUUACUAAAGCAAAUGAUCAAACACUUACUCUAGAUGCUUUAAAGAAAAAGAUUCUCAAACGGUAUAAAAAAUUGAAACCAAAUCAAGCUAAAGAAGAUGACUCACUCUUGAAAAAAUUGGAAAAGAAAAUUCAACGUGCACCAUUCGUUCAACAAAUUGAAGAAAAUGUGUAUCGAUUGUCUGAAUGA